Molecule: messenger RNA, 725 nt
Organism: Achroia grisella
Lineage: Eukaryota; Metazoa; Arthropoda; Insecta; Lepidoptera; Pyralidae
Gene: mRpS11
Product: small ribosomal subunit protein uS11m
Exons: 4
Coding region: 89-664 (191 amino acids)
Biological process (GO): maturation of SSU-rRNA from tricistronic rRNA transcript (SSU-rRNA, 5.8S rRNA, LSU-rRNA); ribosomal small subunit assembly; translation
Cellular component (GO): mitochondrial small ribosomal subunit; ribosome
Molecular function (GO): structural constituent of ribosome; mRNA 5'-UTR binding; small ribosomal subunit rRNA binding
Source: RefSeq, a predicted model, not a curated record
UUUGAGGUUAUGAAGUUGUUUCUAUUAUUAUUACAACGAUUACAAAACUAUUGAAUAUUAGAAAUUCAUAAUAUUAUUUGCAUUUAAUAUGCUUACAGCAAUUAGGAACACUUUGCGUAUUCCCGCUAUAAAUAUAGGACGGUUAUUUCAAACUUCAGCACCACUAGCGACUGAAAAAUUCGAUCACAAACGUAUACCCCAAGAAGAUGAGGGUGUACAAGGCGAAAAGAUAAUUGAUCUGGAUUCUGUUCUUAAAGCAAAACAAUCCCUAUUCCCGACCCUCGAAUCAGAAAACACACUAUUUGAUGGGGUGCCAUACAAACAACUACCCAUUUGUAAUAUAAGAGUAACACAUAAUAACACCGUGUUCACAAUGACCGAUGCAGCAGGAACAGUCAAACUUAUCAGAUCUUGUGGCAUUGAAGGGUUCAAAAACACAAAAAAGGGCACAAACAUAGCAGCUCAGACUACUGCUAUUAGUAUUGCAACGAAAGCUAUUGAUCGAGGUGUGAAGACUAUCAGAGUUCGUGUUAGAGGAUUAGGCCCAGGAAGACUGGCGGCAGUAAAAGGACUACAGAUGGGUGGUUUGGAAGUGGUAUCAGUAACAGAUAAUACUUACGUAUCAUGGAAUCCUCCAAGGCCAAGGAAAGCAAGGAGACUUUAGUUUGUACUGAUGUUAAUAAUGUAUAUUUAUCAUUUAUUAUCUAGUUAAAAAAAAUUAUAAU